Molecule: messenger RNA, 2715 nt
Organism: Echinops telfairi (small Madagascar hedgehog)
Lineage: Eukaryota; Metazoa; Chordata; Mammalia; Afrosoricida; Tenrecidae
Gene: GAS2L2
Product: growth arrest specific 2 like 2
Exons: 7
Coding region: 67-2715 (882 amino acids)
Biological process (GO): actin crosslink formation; protein localization to microtubule plus-end; regulation of microtubule polymerization or depolymerization
Cellular component (GO): stress fiber; cytoplasm; microtubule plus-end
Molecular function (GO): actin filament binding; cytoskeletal adaptor activity; microtubule binding
Source: RefSeq, a predicted model, not a curated record
GCGAGCGUGGAGACCAGUAGUGGGAGAGAAGAGGUGUCCUCCUCCUCUCUGGUUGAUGGUGGAGCCAUGUUCCAGCCCAAGGCGCUCAGGAGGAGGCCUGGGACCCCCGAGCCCCCUGUGCGCAGCAUCCGGCCCUUUAAGUCCAGUGAGCACUACCUGGAAGCCAUGAAGGAGGACUUGGCUGAGUGGCUGCGGGAUCUCUACGGCCUAGACAUAGACAGGGCCAACUUCCUGCCCAUGCUGGAGACGGGCCUGGUGCUGUGCCGGCACGCCAACACUGUCACCAAGGCCGCCUUGGCCUUCCUGGCUGAGGCACCUGUCCAAGCCCAAAGGAUUCCUGUGCCCCGGGCCGGAGUUUCCUGCAAUGGGGCCGCCCAGCCGGGCACCUUCCAGGCACGGGACAAUGUCUCCAACUUCAUCCAGUGGUGUCGUAAGGAGAUGGGCAUCCAAGAGGUGCUGAUGUUCGAGACCGAGGACUUAGUGCUGCGCAAGAACGUUAAGAACGUGGUGCUGUGCCUGCUGGAGCUGGGCCGCCGCGCCUGGCGCUUCGGGGUCGCGGCGCCCACCCUGGUGCAGCUGGAGGAGGAGAUCGACGCGGAGCUGCGGCGGGAGCUGGCGCUGCCCCCUCCGGACCCACCCCCGCCCGCNNCGCCCGUGCGUCGAGCCUGCCACUUCCGCAACCUGGACCAGAUGGUGCAGAAUCUCGUCAGCCACUGCACAUGCCCAGUUCAAUUCUCCAUGGUCAAGGUGUCUGAGGGGAAGUACCGUGUGGGAGACUCUAACACCCUCAUCUUCAUCCGGAUCCUCCGGAACCAUGUGAUGGUGCGUGUGGGUGGUGGCUGGGACACGCUCGGCCACUACCUGGACAAACAUGACCCCUGCCGGUGCACCUCCCUCUCGCACAAGCCCGGCAGCUUCCUGAAGGCCCCAGCCCCACCGGUGCAGCAUGACGUGAAGGUGAAGGUGCAGGACGGGCCCUCGCAGCCCCAGCCCAUGAUGACCAUCAGCCGCUCCCAGAGCCCACUGCCCCCAGUGGACUGGAAGACAUAUACCUCUUCAGGCCGAAAGUCGAGGCCCCCUACUUCUUCCUCCCUGAAGCCCCACAAUGAACAGGGAGCAGGGCUGGGGGUCCUCAGGGAGAUGGCACCACCCCUGAGGUGCCAGGAGAGGUCGCUCACCCCCUCUCGGAGGCGGCUGCCAGCGGAGGACAGCUCAUGCAGGCCCCGAUCCUCCUCCGCCCAGAGGGGCCAAGCCCCACAAUGCAUGUCUGAAGGGAAGAGGGAAGACAGACAGCCCUCUGAGCUCCUCAGGGGAAGGACUCCUGCCUCUUGGGUCCAGGAGGAGAGCAACAGCUUGGGGGCUCGUGGCAGGGCCCCAACCCCCCAGAGACUCCAAGUCCCCGAUGUGACCACCAAGGGGACACCAGCGAGAGGACCAUCUCCUCUGCCGUGUUCCUCUAGUCCAGCCAAGACCCUGGGCAUCGAGCAGCUGCCUCGGGGAGGGAGGGAGGAUGCUUCCCUCCAGCUCUGGGAGCCAGGAACCUUCCUUUCUCCAUCCCCUGUUAAAGGAGCCACCAAGAUCCCCAACCAGCUGCCUCCAGCCCGGCCCCCGACUCCAGGAAGCAGCUUCUCAGGGACUGAAGCUCCCAGGACGGAGGUGGAAAGAGUUUCCAGCCUACUAAGGGCUGUGGUUGGAGACAGACAUGUGACUGAGUCUAGACAGGGAAACUGCUCUGCAAAGAGGGGGCAGGGGGGCCAGAAGCUGGACAUCCAGGAAAUAGCAGAGGCCAGACAGCCCCGGGGACUGGGUCCCCAGGAGCAGGAUGCAGGGUGCAUACGUCUGCCCCUUGACAGGACCACAGAGCAAGCUGCCUACCAUAGCCUUGAAGAGGAGAUUCUGGCCGGCAUGAAGCUGUUAGAGACAGUGGCUACCGGUCGUCAGGGAGCAGGGUCCAGGGCCAUCCCUCGCAGUGGAGUCUACGUCCCCAGCCUGGGUGGGCGCUGGCCAGAGCCUGGUGGUCCUUAUGAGAAAGUCAUUCGAGAGCUGGCUCAGGGCCCCCCACCCCUUUUUAAAGUACACCUGGGAGCCUGGGUCAGAUCCCCUACAGGGCCCCGUCACCAGGCUGUUACUCCGGGGCCUGGAAGCCCGGAAGGGAAGCUCGGCGUGAGAGAGGGUGGGCCAAGGACUAAUGAAGCCCUCAGUGAUAAGGCCGCCAGGAUGAGGAAGGGACCACCUCAAGGGAGGCAGAGCCGCACAGCUUCUCCUGUGUCUGUCAGCCCAGAGAUGCCCACGCCUUUGCCCUUGGACCCCAACACUGACCAAGCCCAAGGAUGCCCAAGCAAAGCCAAGAGGACACUUCGGAAACCCCAGCGAGUCCCAUCCAUCUACAAGCUGAAGCUGAGGCCCAGAAUCCGGCCCCGGAAGGACCACAGGCCCGAGAAGCAGCCUUCUCGCAUCCCCAAACCACUGGCCUACCUGCGCCUAGGGCCCAUCAGGGUGCCCACCAGGCACAGGCUGUCCAGGGCAGCACUGGGCAGCAAAGGAGGGGAGGCCCCUCCAGUGGAUGGGGCGUUAGAGGGAGCAGAGGAGAAGGGGAGACGGGAGACGAAGGAGCCAGCCACCGCAUGGGAGAGCAGCCUGCCACCUCCGGAGGGCCCGAGGCCUCAGGAGCUUGACCAGACGCCAUGUGCCCCUGAGGAGGAGACCUGGGUCUAA